Etheostoma cragini (Arkansas darter) is the source of this 1940-nucleotide messenger RNA. It is a transcript of the gene vps37a, whose product is annotated as VPS37A subunit of ESCRT-I. Bases 338 to 1513 code for a protein of 391 amino acids. Gene Ontology annotation, biological process: protein targeting to vacuole; ubiquitin-dependent protein catabolic process via the multivesicular body sorting pathway; protein targeting to membrane. Gene Ontology annotation, cellular component: ESCRT I complex. NCBI's taxonomy places the organism in Eukaryota, Metazoa, Chordata, Actinopteri, Perciformes, Percidae. The transcript has 12 exons. The record is from RefSeq and is a predicted model, not a curated record.
UGUGACGUCAUACGUAAAUAAGUUCAAGCUUGUGCUGCUUACUCGGGGGGUUUCUAUAAUUAUCUCUCGCCUCAGAAAUAUACAUGACAGAGCUACAAUUACAUACUUUUAGUAGAUCAAACGGAGUUGGCAUUUUAUUCGACACAGAAGGAUAUGCUAUCUGACGUUGGAACGUAAAUACAAAGUCAAAACCGUGUGGACAACAAACCGAGACGUCAAUAGCUAACAGGAGUCAUCACCCCAAAUCUCCACACCGUCUCACUUUCUCUUCCAUUUCGUCUGUAGUCGGGCUUUACAGUCCGUCACCAAGUUCAGUCCGUGGUUUCGCCAGGAGAGGAUGAACUGGCUUUUCCCCCUGUCCAAAGGCUCCGGAUCUCUCCCUCUGAACAGCCUACAGCAACAAAGACAGCGACAGAUCGAGUCACUCAAAGCCGCUCAUCCCAGCCUCGCAGAGAUCCAGAAGGAUGUGGAGUACAGGAUACCAUUCACAGUCAACAACUCCACCAUUAGUGUUAACAUUCUGCUGCCUCCUCAGUUCCCCCAGGAGAAGCCGGUGGUUAGUGUCUACCCCCCUGUUGGUCAUCAUUUGGUCGACGGCAAUAAUGGCACCAUUAUCACUAGUCCUCUCAUUACUAACUUUGGGAUGCACUCGGAUCUGGGGAAGGUCAUUCAGAGUCUGCUGGAUGAGUUCUGGAAAAGUCCUCCUGCCUUGAUGUCCUCUGGCCCUGCUGGCUUUACUUAUAUGUACAAGUCGUCGGGCAUGGCUCCUUACCCCACUCAGGCUUACCACUACGGUCCUCGUCACGUGGGCCCCGGUCACACAGCGCCUCCUGGGCCAGGCCCGGCUCCAGCUCUCAUGCCUCACCCAGGAGCCGAUGGUGGCCAUGGGCCCCCUCGGGCUCCAGCCCCGUACGGAGUGAUUUCUGACCUGCCACUGCCUGUUCCUACUGGAGACUCACAGGCUGGAUUGAACGGACACAUGUACAAGAUGCCUGAGAUUCCUGAGUCUUUUCCUGAACUCUGUGACUUGAAUCUGGCCCAGUUGUCCAACAUGUCUGAAAACGAGGAUUUGUUACUGGAGUUCUUUGUGAGUUUGCCACAACUGAAACAGGUCACCAGUGAUAAAGAAGAGCUGAUCACCAAUAUAGUUGAUGUGGCUAAGAAAAAUCUUCAGAUGGAGCCACAGCUGGAAGGAAAAAGACAAGAAAUGCUCUACAAGUAUGAACAGCUGACUCAGAUGAAGUCGGCCUUUGAGACUAGAAUGCAGAGACAGCAUGAGCUCAGUGAGAGUUGCAGUCUUAGUACUCUCCAGGCUCGGUUAAAAGUUGCAGCCCACCAGGCUGAGGAGGAGUCGGAGGAGACGGCUGAAAACUUCCUGGAGGGACGCACGGACAUAGACGAAUUCCUGACCAGCUUCAUGGAGAAGAGAACGCUUUGCCACAGCAGAAGGGCCAAAGAGGAAAAAUUGCAACAGUCCAUCAACACACAUGGACCGUUUCCUACCAGCCACUAGAACACAAGGUUUGGUGUUUUCUCAGCCAACUGCUGCCAACUAAAAGAAUAAAGACUUUUGAGGAGACGAAAAGCACACUGAGUCAACAAUGGGCACUUUGGAAGACACUAAUUGCAAUGGUGGGCUAAAAAAAGAAGCCCACUGUGCCCAGAUCUGGGCUAAAAAAAUACUGUUGAAGUUGGAUUGCCUGAGAGCAAGAUAGGUAAGCUAUUGUGUCACUACAAGAGGGCCAAAGGAGUGACACCUGCCUAGCGUUUCCAACCAUGUUACUAAGGAUUGAUCACAUUUUGGAUCAUUUCUAUUGCAUAUGCUGUUUGUCCAGUUUUGACUUGACAGGGAUGACAAAGAGUUGUGUUUCUUUCCUAUAUUUAUGUCACGUUGAGGGCAACACCUGCACCUGAUCAGAGUUAUUAGUGACACAUUUGAA